UACUGGUAGAGAACUCACCUGGGAAGUAGAGUGCAGAGCGGCCAGACCUCCGCCCAGGGGACCCAGGCAGAUGGCAGCACACAGCCCCAAGGGCAGCCCGCCCCUCUGACCUCUCCUCUCCACUUCCCAAGCUUCCUUCUCUUCUGGGGAACAAGACGCCAAAGCUUUGGGGCUGUCUUCCCUAGGUGGUCAAGAAGGCCAGGAGGCACAAACGCGCCCCCUCCCCCCAAAAGGGCCUUUGCCCCAUUCCCGGUUCCCCGCUGAAUCUUUUCCCCACCGUACCCUCCAACGCAGGCCCGGGCGGCUCAUGAAUGAACUGCACUGUAUGGGGCGCAAGAAGAGGACACGCUCCCGGGGCCAGUCGCCUUCCCAGCCCGCCGAGCAGUCCUCAGACCGGCUGGGGACAGCGGCCGGCCUCGUGCCAGCACCCACGAAACCUGCCCUUGCUCGAGCUCGACCCCCUGCCCUGCGCGGGCUUCGGCGGUACUCGGCCCCGGGAGCAGGAGAAAAUAUAAAAGAGAACGAGGCCAUCGGACUUGGCGACCCUGGAAUUCAAAACUCGGAGGCGGGGGCGGCGGCGGAUUUGCCCUCGUGGGAUCCCAUGGCUUCCUUUACUGGGCUCUGGAGCCCUUUCACCCAUGGAAGCAGAGCACUCAGCCAGCGCUGUUUCAGCACCGCCGGGAGCCUCAGUGCAGUUCAGAAGAUGACGCGGGUGCGUGUGGUGGACAACAGUGCCCUGGGGAACACCCCAUAUCAUCGCCCUCCUCGUUGCAUCCACGUCUAUAACAAGAACGGGGUGGGCAAGGUGGGCGACCGGAUACUGCUGGCCAUCAAGGGACAGAAGAAGAAGGCACUCAUUGUGGGACAUCGAAUGCCUGGUCCCCGGAUGACCCCCAGGUUCGACUCCAACAAUGUGGUCCUCAUUGAGGACAAUGGGAACCCUGUGGGGACCCGAAUUAAGACACCCAUCCCCACCAGCCUACGCCAGAGGGAAGGCGAGUUUUCCAAGGUGCUGGCCAUUGCUCAGAACUUCGUGUGAGCAGAGCCCAGGCUGUUGGCUGCAGUGGGGCUCACGAAUGGAGCAGUUCUGAGAAGUGCGCCUUUGCCGAAGGGAAGCUGGGGGCCUGUGGCUGGGAAACUGUGUGUCCUGUGAGAAAUAAACAUUUUCGCGUACGUUUUCUUC
Molecule: messenger RNA, 1183 nt
Organism: Rhinolophus ferrumequinum (greater horseshoe bat)
Lineage: Eukaryota; Metazoa; Chordata; Mammalia; Chiroptera; Rhinolophidae
Gene: MRPL14
Product: mitochondrial ribosomal protein L14
Exons: 3
Coding region: 308-1039 (243 amino acids)
Biological process (GO): translation
Cellular component (GO): ribosome; mitochondrion
Molecular function (GO): structural constituent of ribosome
Source: RefSeq, a predicted model, not a curated record